UGAAUGUAUGCUUAUACAUAUGUGCAAAUGCAGAAAAAAUAAUGUGUGAUCAAAAGUCUUGAUGCAGAAAUGCUACAAACAUCUGAAUAAAUUGGCAUUAAAAGGAUUACUCCUACCAGUUGUAAGGAAUUGAUGUUGUUGGUAAUACAUGUUCAGCUCAUUCAGAAUUAGAGCUUGUUUUUAGAAUAAAAUAUAUAUAGAAGUUAUGCAAGUACACCUUGGGAGAGGCAUUUUUGA
Molecule: messenger RNA, 237 nt
Organism: Paramecium octaurelia
Lineage: Eukaryota; Ciliophora; Oligohymenophorea; Peniculida; Parameciidae
Source: the annotation of a GenBank genome assembly